This is a messenger RNA of Frankliniella occidentalis (western flower thrips), 1422 nucleotides long. RefSeq names its product thioredoxin reductase 1, mitochondrial-like. Gene Ontology annotation, biological process: glutathione metabolic process; cell redox homeostasis; cellular response to oxidative stress. The transcript has 5 exons. Lineage: Eukaryota; Metazoa; Arthropoda; Insecta; Thysanoptera; Thripidae. The record is from RefSeq and is a predicted model, not a curated record. The coding region runs from base 377 to 1408 and encodes 343 amino acids. Gene Ontology annotation, molecular function: flavin adenine dinucleotide binding; glutathione-disulfide reductase (NADPH) activity. Gene Ontology annotation, cellular component: cytosol; mitochondrion.
CCGAGCCAGUCGCACCCGGGUACUCGCCGGUGUGCCCGCCCGUCGCAAAUCCGUCCCGCGCCCCUCGUCAAAACUUCGCGCCCUCCCGCCGAGGUUGGCAGCGCCGACAGCCUUGGCCGACCCGCCCCGAGUCUUGUGGAUCCUUCGCGAAGGCAGUGGCCCAUUCAAAGACUUCUCGCAGCGCGGCCGUCCGUUCCGGUCACAUCCUUCCGCCGUCGUCUCGUGUCGCGUCGCUCGCAUCCUUCGGCGCUGACACACGGGAGCAGCCGCGGCCGAGCGUCCAGGCGGUUACGUAAAGCGAUAACACCCCGGCCCCCACCUCCGCGCCCCGUGGCAGUGUCUGCAGCGCGCCCGCAGCCUACGGACCUCUCUCAACAUGGCUCCCGUUCAAGCCGGUUCGCACGGUUUUGAUUAUGACCUGGUGGUCAUUGGUGGUGGUUCAGGAGGCUUGGCUGCUGCUAAGGAGGCUGUCUCUCUUGGAAAGAAAGUAGCUGUUUUAGACUUUGUUGAUCCUUCACCCCGUGGUACCACAUGGGGUUUGGGUGGUACUUGUGUCAAUGUUGGCUGCAUUCCAAAGAAGUUGUUCCACCAGGCUGCCCUCCUCGGAGAGAGCCUCCAUGAUGCUGGCUGCUUUGGCUGGAACAUUCCUGAAAGGAAAUCUAUUUCCCUGGAUUGGGCUAAACUGAGGGAAUCAGUACAAAACCACAUCAAAUCUGUCAAUUGGGUUCUUAGAGUUGAGCUGAGGGAUAAGAAAGUUGAAUAUAUUAAUGCUCGGGGAUCGCUCAUUGAUACUCAUACUGUCCAUGCUAAGCUCAAAAAUGGAUCUGAGCGUGAGCUGAAGACUGAGCAUGUACUCUUAGCAAUGGGUGGCCGACCUAUUUACCCUGAUAUUCCUGGUGCAGUAGAAAAUUGCAUCACUAGUGAUGACAUCUUCAGUUUACCUGAGGCUCCUGGAAAGACCCUUGUUAUUGGAGCUGGUUACAUUGGUCUUGAGUGUGCUGGUUUCCUCAAUGAGUUCGGAAUGGAUGCCACCGUCAUGGUGCGAUCCACUGUACUGCGUGGAUUUGACCAGCAGAUGGCAGGUCUCAUCUCUGAGGAAAUGAAAUCCCGUGGUGUCAAGUUCCUCCACAAAACUGUACCUGUUCGUAUGGAUAAGCAAGCUGAUGGCAAAAUUAAAGUUACCUGGAAGUCACUUGAAAAUAAUUCAGAAUCAUCCGACUUGUUUGAUACUGUUUUAAUGGCAACUGGCCGUCGUCCCCUAACUUUGGAGGUCAAGGCUGAUCAGGUUGGAGUGAAACUACACCCUGAAUCCAAGAAGGUUGUCAGUGAGAAGGAGUUGACAAAUAUUCCAAACAUCUUUGCUGUUGGAGAUAUUCUGGAGGUAGGCUUAAUCCUAUUUACAGGUUGAGCAUUCUGAUUUCA